Molecule: messenger RNA, 5450 nt
Organism: Ctenopharyngodon idella (grass carp)
Lineage: Eukaryota; Metazoa; Chordata; Actinopteri; Cypriniformes; Xenocyprididae
Gene: ripor2
Product: RHO family interacting cell polarization regulator 2
Exons: 23
Coding region: 198-3449 (1083 amino acids)
Source: RefSeq, a predicted model, not a curated record
CACUCACACUCGACUUGGUGCAGUGAGUAGAUGCUCAGAGCGGUCCACUGCCUCUCGCCUCUCUGCUCAGGCUCAAGCUGACAGUGGGCUUUACAUUCGCCUGAGGGGAAAACAGUCGGAACGUUGAUUUAAUUUUACAGUAUAGUUACUGCUCAGACGCGUAAGCGAAAGAGAAGAGCAAGAGAGGAUAAGACGGAAUGGCCUUUCCUGACAUCACGGAGAAUGACAUAAAAGAAGUGAUGCUUGAGGAGGCAGAGGACAUCUUUGAUGAUAACGGAGUGUCUUCCCGCUUCCCAGACAUCAUGGCUGCUGGCACUCACUCUCCUGGAGGGCCCAAUGGCAUCAUCAGGAGCCAAUCGUUCGCCGGCUUCAGCACCCUACAGGAGAGACGCUCACGGUGUAACUCUUUCAUGGGGAACUCAGCAGUGCAGAAGAAGCCCAUCUCAAAGCCCAGGAAGCCCCAUCUGUCCGGGCACAAGUCCAGCAGCAGCAGCAGCUCACGAGAGCCGCAGCCCAAAAGAGUGGAAGAAGUUUACGGAGCCCUCAAACAAGGCCUGGAUGAAUAUCUAGAGGUGCACCAAACAGAGCUGGAUAAACUCACUUCCCUCAUGAAAGACAUGAAGAGGAACUCCAGACUGGGUGUGCUGUAUGAUCUGGAUAAGCAAAUCAAGACCAUAGAGCGAUACAUGCGACGACUGGAGUUCCACAUGAGUAAGGUCGAUGAGCUGUACGAGGGCUUUUGUAUUCAGAGAAGGUUGCGUGAUGGCGCCAGUAAGAUGAAACAGGCCUUUACUGCUUCACCCUCCACUAAAGGCACACGUGAGAGCCUGGCUGAGGUCAACCGCAGAUACAAAGAAUAUACAGAGAAUAUGUGCACUUUUGAGGGCGAGCUGGAGAACCUGUUGGGGGAGUUUCAUAUCAAAAUGAAAGGAUUGGCCGGUUUUGCCAGGCUUUGUCCGGGCGAUCAGUAUGAGAUUUUCAUGAGAUACGGCCGUCAGAGGUGGAAACUGAAGGGGAAGAUCGAAGCAAACUCCAAGCAGAGUUGGGAUGGAGAGGAGAUGAUCUUCAUGCCCCUCAUUACAGACCUCAUCAACAUCAAGGUGACAGAGUUAAAGGGGUUGGCUACUCACAUCUUAGUGGGUAGCGUGAUCUGUGAAACCAAGGACCUGUUCACCGCUAUGCCUCAGGUGGUAGCUGUAGACGUCAACGACCUGGGAACCAUUAAACUUAACCUGGAGGUUGCCUGGUUUCCGUUUGACGUAGAGGAUCUGACCCUGUCCUCAGGAAACGUGAGUAAAGCCACCGCCCUUCAGAGACGAGUUUCAGUGUACAGCCAAGGCACACCCGAGACGCCCACUUUCCAGGACACGUCUUUUUUUAAGUGGCAGCCCCGGCGGUGGGAGGGUCAGCGUCUUUCGUUCUUGCACACGCUCAGAGAGACGCUCUUAGAGAAACUCAGACGCAGUCGCUCUUUUGGCGAUCUGACCGCACUGAGACCUCGCUCAAGGUCCAGUCUGGAAGUCUACUCCACUUUACCAGAUGACGUCUUUGAGAAUGGAGGUUGUGGUGUGGCCGAAUGCAAGCGUCUGUCCUUCACCUUUUCUGACAUGUCAACCUCAAGCUCUGCCCCCAUCCAGUCAAACCCUGAGAUCACCGUCACGCCCCCUGAGACGGACCCUUCCUCUGAACCAGCUCCCAUCCCUGAGGAGGACAGGCCAGUUGAGGAGGAGUGCGUUGAGGAAGACUGCGGCAGUGUCAGCGCCAGCGAUCCAGACCUGGAGUGGGACCAGGUUGAGAGCCAGGGGCCCGGCACAGGCUCCGCUGCCCUCUCACUGUGCUCCGAGAGUCAGCUGUCUGCGGUGGGACCGGAGGAUGUGGUGUUCCUGGAGUCCAACAUACCUGAUGAAGCCCUGGAGCUGAAGCCAGUAGAACUGGACGGGGAGGAAGGCAGUUUGACCAGGCAGCUGGUGAGGAGGCUCACCUCCUCUGACAUGCUGCCAGAGGCCAGCUCUCUGAGCUGGUCUGGAGAGGGUAGCAGGACUUUCCUGGAGAGCAGCCUGGAGGAGGCCAUUCAGUCUCUGCUCCUGCGGCUGGAGAGCUUAGGCCAGCGCUGCGGGGAGCUGCAGGACUUGGAGCAGGAGGUCAUGAGACUUGAAGACCUGCUCAAGUGCCGGGUACCUGCCCAUAGGAGCCGCUCAUCAAGCCUUAGUUUGACUGUGGAGAGCGCUCUGGAAAGCUUCGACUUUCUCAACACCUCAGACUUCGAUGACGAUGACACAGGAGAUGAUGCGGGCACCCUGUCACGCUCUGUCUUCAUUGACAUGGAGUCCGAGAGAAUCGGGUCAAGCCAACAUCCAGAAGCAAGAGGACACCUGAGUGAAGCCCUCACAGAGGACACUGGUGUAGGGAACAGCGUGGCCGGCAGCCCGUUGCCUCUCACCACGGGAAAUGAGAAUCUAGACGUGGCCAUCGUUAUUCAUCUACAAUACUGCAAUCAUCUCAUUCAGUUGUUGAACUCAGGAGGAAGCCAUUCGCAACACAAGACAUACCUGCACAAACUAGCAACUCAAACUCUCCUGUUGGAGGAGCUCAGUGAGAAAAACUUUGACAGACCGGGCAGCUGCACUUCAGUGUCAGAUGUGCUGCCUGGGCUGGUGGAGCGGCCGACACUAAUGUCUCUGUGGUCCGACUGCAGUGGUGGUCUGUUCCAUACUACACUGGACCGAGUGUUAAAGCACAUGCAUCUCAGCUUUGCCUUGCCACUGCAACAGAUUCUACCUCACUCUCCUGACUCAGUGAUCAGGAUGGUGGUGAAUGAAAUGGUGGACAGGAGCGAUCUGGCCUCAUCUUCAUGUCCGUCGCCGUCUUCCCUGGCACAGGAUGUCCUCACCGUGUUUCAGUUUCACCACUACUCUGUUGAACACGAUGUCAUGGACAUGGAGCGACACCUGCUGGAUUUAGCCAAAGAGGUCAUGCUUGAAGAAGCCCUGAGCUGUGGGGACACAGAACGUUCUCUGAAGGAACUACAGGAAGUGUCCGUCAUGUGUCUUCAGCCCCGCCCUCAAACCCUGUGGGCCAUGGCAAGGCUGCUGACCUCUGAUGACCCUGAUGUGAUGAAGGCCGCAACAGCUUUCCUCUCCUCUGCUGCCUCACACAAGCCCUUCAGGUCAAAGGCUGUUGAUUGUUACACACAAGCCUUAUCAGAAGUAGGGUUACACACACCAAGAGCUGCAUGUGCCGCUCUGAGCUGCCUGCAGGCUGUGGAGAGCAUUGACGCUGUGGUGUUACUGUGUGACUCAGCGGACGAAGAUCUCCGCCAGAUUGCCAUAGAAACCCUCCUCACUUUUGGUGAAGAUGGGCGUCUGGCAUACGAGCAGUUGGACACAGUGCCGAGGGAGAUUGUGCGGCUGGGGACUCGCCGUGGUAAUGCUGUUACCACUUCAUUUUAGAAAAAUCAUCUUGUUGUCAUCCUCGUGACCCUGCACACUCCUGACGGGAAAUACUCACAACCUGCUUGCAAGUAGAACAAGUGAGGCUUCCCCUUCGAUUCAGGCCCAAAUCUUGAGACCUUCAUCACGAGGUCUCCUUUUCUACAAGAUGUUUUCAUUUAAACUACUCGUGUCGCAGUGGUCAUGAGUCAUUGUUGCUGAUUGAACGAUAAGAGUAUUUAUUAUUGGCAGUUAGUUAUUUGCACUGUCGGAGGCGUGUAAAUAGCACAGCGAAUCUUAUUUUAAUUUUGUCCUGGGAAUUUUUUUUAUCUCUGUACGUGCCGUUCCGUUUCAGGGAUUACAAGGGGCUUUAUAUGCUCAAGUUUGAGGGUUUUUUUGACCUGGACAAAGUGAAAUUUCUAUAACCGCUGGGAAAGGUUGUUCCAACCAAGCCGGGCAUAUGGACUACUAAAAAAAACAGGCGUGGACGAUGGCCUGCUGAUUUACAGAUGGCUCACUUGCCUUCACUGGUCAGGAGUAAAUAUUUCUUUGGACGGAGCCUGUAGUGAACAAUUGCAUUAACACGGUACUAAUGUCUGGGCACAUGGGAUCUUGCAACAAGGGCUGUUUGGAGCCCAUCGGAGUAUCUGAAAAUGCACUUUUAUUCAGUCAGAGAAACGUGAUGCAUUACUGUGAAUUUUGGUUUAUGCAUAAAUGAAAACUGGAAGUUGAUUUGCUCUGUGAUCCGAACUUGCUUCUGUGCCUAUUGUUACUGUACUACUGAGUCAUGUGACUGUAAUAUCAUUGUAUUUAUUUUUUAAUUUCUCUUCACUAUAAAUGGUAAGAUUUUACCGUCUUUAAAAAAAAUAAAAAUAAAAAUACUGAGAACAGAUUGGAUUAACAUUGUACUAAACAUCUGUUCACAAUAUGAUUAGGUACAGUCAGGAUUCGGUAUUAUUGAGGGGCUAUACACUAUGAAAUAAUUUUUUAUAUAUAUAUAUAUAUAUAGUUGUCAUUUUACAUAUAGAAAGAUGUUAUAUUGAUCAGCACCAUCUUUUAACAGUGUAUUCGCUGAGUUAUAUACAGUAUUUGUGCUCAAGGGAACAUUUCCUGAACGUCUUUUCAGUAUGCUUAUGCACAUGACCUGAAAAAACGCUCUUUGCUAACCGAACGCUUGCCUCGCUUUGUGACGUUAUCACACCCAAAUGUGAAUUUACGCUUAUGGCGGCAAUUAAAACACAGUUUUGUAGAUCACCCUACCCAUUUUUACAAAUUUUUCUAUGACAUUGAGAAUUGUAUGAAAGUAGGGGCUUAAAUCCAUCAAAAGAGCACAUUUCGAGGAAUGUACUGAGUACGGAAAGGUUACUGUAAGUAUAUGCCUCAAAAGCACAACUGAAAUGUUUCUGUAAGAUUGUUUCUUAACAUGUUAUUUGGCAUCUACUGCACAAUCUCCUAAAGCCAUAAUGAUACAGUAGACAAUAUAUUUAAGGCCGUUUUGUGGUUUCUAUUUAUCGGAAUUAUCUAUAACAGAUUAUAACAAUUAUACUUUUGUUUUUCCUGUUUUCUGUAUUCAGUCACAGAAAUUAAUGGCUGUUUUCCUCUUGCUUUGCGAAUAAUGACCACCAUUACAGUAUUUGACCCUGGGCAUUGGUGAUCACUCCUUGAGAAUUUCUUUCUUUGCACAGAGAUUUCAAGUGAAAAGGUUGGAUGAACUUUUAUUGCCUUGUAUUCAUCUCAGACAGAAGCUCAGUGAACUGCAUUUUAUUGUUCAAACCUCAUUAAAUUUGUGUCCUUCUUGAUAGGAAAGCUGUAGUUGUCAUGGUUUUGUGAGCGUGUGACUGUACGUGUCGAGGGCUUGAGCGCACAGCUUGCCGUUACAAUAGCUUUAGCUACUACUGUUUGAAUGAAAGCAGAUUUCACUUGAUGUCACAAUGCUAAUGUUCCCUCAUUGUUUCAUUGUUUUUUGAGUUUACUGUAUUUCCUCUGCUGAAAGUGGCAAUAAAAUUUAUUUUUGCAUAAUUA